CUUGUUUACAACUUCAGUUCGUGUAGCAAUAAAAUUAUUUGUGUCGUUAGAUAGUUGCUCUCUUCCCUCAAAAUGGACAUGGAUAAUACGGAAACACUUACUGAAAAGCAAGUUGCUAAAAAUCGAAGCAAACAAAAACAGUAUCCGGAAUCUAACCUCAAUCAUGCAGUAGCCGCUGUGAAGUCAAAGAUGAUGACGUUGGGAAAAGCUGCUAGUCACUACGGCAUACCGAAAGGAACGCUUCAUUUUCGGCUAAGCUCCAAGUGGUCAGGAAAAAUUCCCCGUGGACCUAAACCAGUGCUUUCCCAGCACGAUGAGAACAAACUUGCGCAAUGGAUUAAGGAGAUGGAAAAACGAGGAUUCCCUUGCACGAAGGACGCUCUGUUUUCGAGAGUGAAGACGUUUUUGGACUCGACGAACCGGGACACAAUUUUUAAGGAUAACACUCCCGGUUAUAAGUGGUUGGAACUAUUCUUAAAACGUCGAGGAGUGAUCGAUGCAUUGUCUAUCCGGAAGCCCGAAAACAUAAGUCAUGCGGCUGCAACUGUCUGUGAAUCCGAUAUCAGGAAGUGGUUUCAAUUAAUUGGAGACUACGUCGCAAAGGAAAAUCUGUCAGAUAUCCUGAAAGACCCGCGGCGAAUUCUGAAUGGAGACGAAACGAUGUUCCUUUUCGAUCCAGAGACGAAGUCAGUUAUUGCAACGAAAGGAAAUCGAAAUGUGUACCUCGUUCAGAAAGCAGACCCAAAGAAGAAUAUUACGGUUUUGUUCACCUUUGAUGCUGAUGGGUAUAUGUUCCCGCCGGAUAUCAUCCUGCCGUACAAGCGUCUAUCGAAACAUAUUCUGAUGAGCAUGCAAUCCGAUUGGGGUGUUGGCAAAUCUGAGCGCGGCUGGAUGGACAGAGAAAAUUUCCAGGCUUACAUUCAGAACAUUCUGUAUCCAUCGUUAGUGCGCCGCAAUGUUCCGUUUCCGGUUAUCUUCUUUGUAGACGGCCACUCUUCCCACACUGGCAUUGAAGCAGCAGAGGCUUGUGCUACUUUGGGAAUAAUUUUAAUCGCAUUAUACCCGAAUGCAACGCACAUAAUGCAACCCUGUGAUGUUUCAAUAUUCAAGCCCCUUAAAAACCAGUGGACUAAGGUAAUCGACCAAUGGAAGAUGGAGAACGAUGGAAACACCUUCACGAUUGACCAUUUUGGAGGUGCCCUAGAUACUGCUAUCCGAACCGGAAUAAAACGGCUACUAUCCGCGCUGGAUUUCGUAGGUGUGGACUUUUCCCUUUGA
Messenger RNA from Armigeres subalbatus, 1278 nucleotides. RefSeq lists its product as uncharacterized. The transcript is spliced from 3 exons. The record is from RefSeq and is a predicted model, not a curated record. NCBI's taxonomy places the organism in Eukaryota, Metazoa, Arthropoda, Insecta, Diptera, Culicidae. Gene Ontology annotation, molecular function: DNA binding. The coding region runs from base 73 to 1278 and encodes 401 amino acids. Gene Ontology annotation, cellular component: nucleus.